UCCAAGAACCCGAGGAGGAGAGUCCGGCCCCUAGCCCUGCCAGUGUAGCAGAAAUGAUAACUGAUGAUGAUGAUGGCAGCAGCACCCGUUCUUCUCUGGGUGAGUAGCUUAAUGUUGUUCGUGCAAUUUACGUUGAGUAGGCUAACCACGUUAUUACAUUAAUGCAUGUAAGGUGAACUAGCAAACACCGUCGUAGUUACAUGCGGCUGUCUUCUUGUUUGAUGGCAGAUACUCCCUUCACCCUGGCCAAAAAGGCUAAAAUGACAAAAGAAAAAGUGGACGAAAUUCAUAGGGCAGUGACAAAAUUUAUAGUCAAAGAUCUCCAUCCAUUUUCAACGGUGGAGUCACCAUCAUUCAGGCUAGAAAGGUUCACGCACACCGAUUUAAUGAAGGCAGAGGAGUUUAUUAAGUGCAUGCAAGUCCUGUACACGUCAACCAUGUGUGUGUCAAGUGACAAGUCACCCACAUGCAGCCAAAUCAUCCCCAUCCUGGCCAAGCUGGAGGCACAUUUCAGACGAUGUGAUGAAGACAGUGUUUUCACCUCUUCAAUAAAAGAGAAAGUCUGGGGUAGUCUGCAGAAAAGAUAUCAGGAUGAAAACCUUCAGAAAUUUCUGAAGGAGGCCACGAUGAUGGACCCACGUUUUAAAGGCAGGCUAGGUGGUGAGGCAGCUACUGACAUCUGGGACAGGUUGGAGAAGGCAGCAGUUGCAAAUGCCACAGCAGCAGUUGCACAGCCUCCCACUGAGGACCCCAAAGCACACAGCGAGGUGGAUGAUGCUGACAUGGACAAGCCAGAACAAUAUCUAAGUAAGGUCCAGAAGUCACCCUUAGAAAAGCUGUUUGAGGAUGAAGACAGAGAGCUUCAACAGGCUGCUUCUCAAGCGGGUAGAGUCCCCUCAAUCACAGAGCAGGUACAGAAGGAGCUUCAAAUAUACAAAAGACUGCCAGGAAUUACCUCUGGACAAGACCCUGUGGCCUGGUGGUGGAGUAAGAGGGAUACACUCCCCAAUUUAUCUGCCCUAUCAGAAAAAUACUUGUGUGUCCCAGCGUCAUCAACGCCUUCUGAAAGAGUUUUCUCUUGUGCUGGGCAUGCCAUCAGCCAAGAGCGAUGCCGUAUAGCUCCAGAAAAGGCUAAUAUGAUUAUCUUCUUGCAAAAAAACUGCUAAACAUCACAGGUUUCAUGACAAAGUUUGUGUUUUCAAUUGUUUAAGCACUGGUUCCAACCAAAGAAGUUAUGUUUUAUUGACAGAAAGGGCUAGGUUUGUUAUAAUUUUGUUUAAAAAAUUACUGGGAAAAAUAAAA
Polypterus senegalus (gray bichir) is the source of this 1302-nucleotide messenger RNA. RefSeq names its product E3 SUMO-protein ligase ZBED1-like. The coding region runs from base 201 to 1166 and encodes 321 amino acids. NCBI's taxonomy places the organism in Eukaryota, Metazoa, Chordata, Cladistia, Polypteriformes, Polypteridae. Gene Ontology annotation, molecular function: protein dimerization activity. The record is from RefSeq and is a predicted model, not a curated record. The transcript has 5 exons.